AAGUGAACAAAUGAGGCACACACUGACUGACAUACUCGGGGAGCACUUUUGCAAAUUGAGAUUUUCUCUUCUUUUUCUCUCUUCAUCAACGCAAGGGAGACCUAGCAAGCUUUCAGAGAGAGGGCAGUCAUGGGCUGUUUCAGAACAUCGAAGAAGAAACCAAAGCAGCUGCACAUCAAGAACUCCACUGACCAGAUCCCAUCAGCAUUAGGUUCUCGUCAUAUUUAACGAGAAAGAUACACCAUUUGAUGAUUGAUGUGAACAUUUCAUGUAUCAAGUUGAUUUCUUUAUAUGGGACAGAUUCGCCUCCUUUAUCUUUUCACUUUUGGGUCCUGAGAACUCCCUAGACCUAGAAUUUCUCUUCUCGGAUUUUUUUCCCCAUUAAACACUACUUGUACAUGUUUGGUUGGCAUUAAUCUAUUGUUUUAUGAUCUGAUUCAAGCUGGAUUGAUAUAUAAGAUAAACAAAAGGUAAACUCAUCUUCGGAUGAAAAGAAGGAAGCAUCCAAAAAUGGAGGAGGUCCGGGUCACAUUGCAGCACACACAUUCACAUUUCGUGAGUUAGCUUCUGCAACCAAGAAUUUCAGGGCUGAGUGUCUUUUAGGUGAAGGGGGCUUUGGAAGGGUAUAUAGAGGGCAAUUAGAGAGCACAAAUCAGAUUGUGGCUAUUAAGCAACUAGAUCGAGAUGGAUUACAAGGAAAUCGGGAAUUCCUGGUUGAGGUAUUGAUGCUAAGCCUACUUCACCACCCAAACUUAGUCAACUUGAUUGGGUAUUGUGCUGAUGGAGAUCAAAGACUUUUGGUUUAUGAGUACAUGCCUUUGGGGUCACUAGAGGACCAUCUCCAUGAGAUUUCACCCGACAAAAAGAUACUUGACUGGAACACCAGAAUGAAAAUAGCUGCUGGUGCUGCAAAGGGCCUGGAGUAUUUACAUGACAAAGCAAAUCCUCCUGUGAUAUAUCGAGAUUUAAAAUGUUCAAAUAUUUUACUUGGUGAAGACUAUGACCCCAAGUUAUCUGAUUUUGGGUUGGCCAAAUUGGGCCCCGUUGGUGAUAACACGCACGUGUCAACUAGAGUGAUGGGAACAUAUGGAUACUGUGCACCCGAAUAUGCAAUGACCGGGCAGCUGACACUGAAAUCAGAUGUUUACAGUUUCGGGGUUGUUCUUCUGGAAAUGAUCACUGGCAGAAAGGCAAUUGACAAUUCAAAAGCUUCUGAAGAGCAGAAUCUGGUUGCAUGGGCUCGGCCACUAUUCAAAGACAGAAGGAAGUUCUCACAAAUGGCAGAUCCGAUGCUUCAGGGGGAGUACCCGGUGAGGGGUAUGUAUCAAGCACUUGCUGUUGCUGCAAUGUGUGUCCAUGAGCAGCCCAACAUGCGUCCACUCAUAGCCGAUGUGGUCACAGCCCUCAACUAUCUUGCGUCCCAGAAGUAUGACCCUCAGGCCCACACGGCCCAAAGGCGGCCUUUGGGUCCUUCCACCCCAAGAGCAAGAAGGGUGCAGCGAUGAUAGCAACUUUUGAAAGUUGGUUUGAGCAGUUUUUGAGCAGUUUGCGCUCUACUUGGCAAUGGGGAGGAUUAAUAUUGGACGACGAAGCAUAUCAUAUUGAAGGAAAUUCUAGUUUUCCCUGAACGACUUUUCUGUGCAUAAUUUAUUAUACUGUGUUUAGAUUUUUUAAAUUUUGCAAUUCUUUUUAUUAUUAUCAUCUGAAGAAAGAAAAUUGAAAAAACCCAAAAAAUUAAAUUUCCUACUUUCCACUUUUCUUGUUCAAAUAUAGAUCAAUGCUAGAUUCAUUGUGGACAUACUAUUUCUAUUUUUAUUGCAAGUUAUUGUUGGUCAUAUAUUGCUCCAUAAUAAGGGUGGAUCAAUCCGAUUGUGGGCCGCUCCCUGCUCUAUAAAAGGAAUCGAGACCGAGUAUGGCUGCCUGGCUGGUUCCGGUUGCACUCAUUUUCUUUUCUCGCAAUAGUGUAUAAUAGUAGAUAUAGUAAUGUAAUUUUUUUGGAAAUUGUAUUCCCAUAAUUACUUUGUAUACACAUACAUAAGGGUGUUCUUCAGUUCAGUUUUGUCGGUUUCGGUUUUAUCUAGUGAUGGACUCAAC
Molecule: messenger RNA, 2094 nt
Organism: Cuscuta epithymum
Lineage: Eukaryota; Viridiplantae; Streptophyta; Magnoliopsida; Solanales; Convolvulaceae
Source: the annotation of a GenBank genome assembly